Molecule: messenger RNA, 1665 nt
Organism: Peniophora sp. CBMAI 1063
Lineage: Eukaryota; Fungi; Basidiomycota; Agaricomycetes; Russulales; Peniophoraceae
Source: the annotation of a GenBank genome assembly
AUGGAGAGAGACUCGCUUGAUCAGACCCUCAUCCUACCUGACGAGAUUUUAUGCAUAGUAUUCUCCUUCGUUCGGUCGAACGAACCCGUCCACGUACAUUCCUGGCUUGAUGUGGAACCCAGGACUUUUGGGUGGGUGAGGAUCACACGAGUAAGCCGUCGAUGGAGGCAGGUGGCGAUUAGAUGCCCCACUCUCUGGACGCAUCUCACCGGCAAACUCGGCUCUCGUUGGCUCGAAGAGUUCACGCAGCGGAGCAAGAGCGCGCCUCUCUACAUCGACGACCAGAACUUCGCGUAUGAGAGCUCAGGCUGGCCCUCAAAUGAGAUUCGCAACCCUUCGCUUACCAAGGUGCUGACUGUGCACCGCCUUCGCAUUGCCACCUUACGACUACAUAACGCACCGCGCGAGAUUGUCGUCGAGCCAACCAGAGGCGUCGGACUGCCCAUCCUCGCGGAUUUGUAUCUCUGGUCCGAACACCUCAAGGCGGACGAGCUGAGCCCUGGGCAGUUGCAAGACAUCAUGGGCUAUACGACCCGUUUACGCCGGCUGCAUCUCGACCUGCCCAAUUUCCAAUCUUCCACAUUUGACUGGAAACAACCUUCGUUGGGUGGUUUGACCACUUUAAACAUCGCCAUGAAGACCGGCGAAAACUCCUUGUUUUCGACGGAGCUUUGGAAGGCUCUUUACCGCAUGACUUCUCUCGUCGAGUUAGCUCUUCACGAGAACGAGGGAAGGCGAUUUACGUCUCGUGAACGCGAUGUCCAUCGAUGCCCGGGCACGCCAAACAAUCUCAUCAUCAUGCGACGCCUCGAGUCUCUCGUUCUUGAGGGCCCAUUAGAGAUGCACACACACUUCUUACGACACGCUCGGCCUCCUUCGGACGCGCGCAUCAGCUUUAUCUCUCAAUCGACCUCAGAUGGAGGCUCGGCCGUUCAUGACGCCCUUGCCGGCGAGUUGAGCGCACUACUCAAGUCUCACGAAAACAAACCCGUUUUUCAAGCAGCUUAUGCGGGAUUCUCUCCUACCAAGUUAGCCUGUCUUGGGCUUUCACGCGGCGUGCGACCAUAUCAGCCUCUUGCUUCCUUCGCACAGGGCCCUGAGGAUCCUCACGAGCACAAUCGCAAUAAUCUAGAUGUGCGAUAUCUCGAUCGCAGGUGGAACUCUCUUCUACCACAUCUUCCACUCGGAUACAUCCACACCUUGACUCUACACAACGCCGGCCCAGCCUCAAUACGCACGUACCUCUCGCUCUUUCCCAACGUCGAGCGCUUGCGUUUAUCCGUGGAUCGAUCAUUUCCAAGGCACGAUAUUGGCGCCCUCGAAGACCGCAGUCUCGCCCGUAUGCUCCGCUACAUCGACAUGGAUGCGUCAUUCUUCGACUUACGGACCACUUUGAGCUGUUACUCUCCACAGGGCGCGCAUGUUGUGCCAGAACGGUUUACCGUUCUUGAAAACGUCCUACAAGCACGUUGGGAGAUGGGCUCGCCGCUGAUUAUCUUCUUUCAUGUCAAGGAGGAGGUUGAAUGGAUGGAGGAAUGCCGCAUAUGGCAUGCUGACCGCUGGAGGGACAUCGCAGAGGAGACCAUGCGUCGGAGUGUCGAGCGCUUAGAGUCCAUUGAAGGCGUGCAGUUCAUAGGCAGACACGUCGAUCUCUUCGGACCAUGA